AUGGAAUUGAGGGUUGGCGGCCGUUUUCGAUUGGGACGAAAGAUUGGUAGCGGUUCUUUCGGUGAUAUUUAUUUAGGACAAAAUGUUCUUACUCAAGAAGAAGUAGCAAUAAAAUUGGAAUGUGGAAAAACAAAACAUCCUCAGUUGCACAUUGAAUCGCGUCUUUAUAAAAUGAUGAGUGGUGGAACUGGCAUUCCUCAGGUUAAAUGGUGUGGUUCUGAAGGUGAAUAUAAUGUGAUGGUUAUGGAAUUGCUGGGGCCUUCACUCGAAGAUUUAUUUAAUUUUUGUUCUAGGAAAUUCACUCUUAAAACUGUUCUGUUAUUGGCCGAUCAAAUGCUUUGUCGUAUUGAAUAUAUUCAUUCCAAGGAUUUUAUUCACCGUGAUAUAAAGCCGGACAAUUUUCUAAUGGGUUUAGGGAAAAAAGGACACCUUGUUUAUAUAAUUGAUUUUGGUUUGGCCAAGAAAUAUCGUUGUAGUAGAUCACACACCCACAUACCUUAUCGAGAAAAUAAAAAUCUCACUGGAACUGCCCGUUACGCUUCUAUUAAUACACAUCAAGGAAUUGAGCAGAGUAGGAGAGAUGAUGUUGAAUCGCUCGGUUAUGUUUUGAUGUAUUUUAAUCGAGGUGCUCUGCCAUGGCAAGGCCUAAAAGCUGCUACAAAACGACAAAAGUAUGAUAAAAUAUCUGAGAAGAAAAUGGGUACAAGAAUUGAGGAGUUGUGUGCAGGAUAUCCUGAGGCAUUUGCUGCUUAUCUGAAAUAUUGUAAAAAUCUGAGUUUCGAAGAAGCACCUGAUUAUUCAUAUUUGCGUCAAUUAUUCCGCAAUCUUUUUCAUAGACAGGGAUAUACAUAUGAUUAUGUAUUCGACUGGAAUUUGUUGAGGUUUCGUUUUUUUGUUCUACUUUUAUGA
Dracunculus medinensis (Guinea worm) is the source of this 909-nucleotide messenger RNA. NCBI's taxonomy places the organism in Eukaryota, Metazoa, Nematoda, Chromadorea, Rhabditida, Dracunculidae. The record is from the annotation of a GenBank genome assembly.